AUGCCCAUCUCAUUUGUUGGCAAUAAAUUGAUAAUCCCAACUUCAUCACCUUGGGUCCAAUUCGAGAAGUGGGCACAGAUCUAUGGCCCCAUCUUCACUCUCUGGAUCGGCCGUCGACCAACAAUCAUUAUCUCUGACCCAAAUGUCGCUGUCGAUCUGCUUGAAAACGGCAGUACCAAGUAUAGUUCCCGUCCUCGCUUCGUGGUGAUGGGUGAACUAUACUGGGAUAACGCGGGCAUAUUGGUUCAACCCUACGGCAAAGAGUGGCAAGUCAGACGUCGCAUGCUCCACCAAGCUUUAAAUCGAUCUGCCCUUAGACUGUAUAAGCCCAUUCAAGAAGCAGAGGCAACGAGAUUGUGCGAAGCUCUGCUGGACGAACCCAGUUAUUACGAAGGCAUCGUCGAUCGAUUUACUGCAAGAAGUUUCUUCGUGGAGACUGUCCCCUGGCUUAAGCACUUUCCGAAUUUUCUUGCACCUUGGAAAGCAGAGAUUCAACGCCGAGGCCGUGAAGAAGCAUCAGCAAACAUGGAAUUGCUUCUUCGCGUACAGAAUGAACUCCGCGACGCAAAAUCUCCCUCUGACAUUCCUGAAUCUCUCACCAAGCUACUCAUUCAAGCCCGCGAAGCCGACCAAACUACCUUCGGAGGACUUAGUGACCGAGAUUUCUCCUUCGUACCAGCAUCUCUUUUCGGCGCUGGCAGCGACACGACUGCAAGCACCCUUUGCAGCGCAAUUCUAAUGCUAGUCACUAAUCCACGAGUCCAAGCUAUUGCACAUGCAGAAUUAGACCACAUCAUCGGAGCGGAGCGCAUGCCGACCUUCGAAGAUGAGCCCGACCUGCCAUACCUAAAGGCUCUAUGCUACGAAACCCUUCGCAUCCGCCCUGUCGCUGUGUUGGGUGGCACACCGCACGCAAACUCAGUCGCAGACACAUGA
Molecule: messenger RNA, 936 nt
Organism: Penicillium atrosanguineum
Lineage: Eukaryota; Fungi; Ascomycota; Eurotiomycetes; Eurotiales; Aspergillaceae
Exons: 2
Coding region: 1-936 (311 amino acids)
Molecular function (GO): monooxygenase activity; oxidoreductase activity, acting on paired donors, with incorporation or reduction of molecular oxygen; heme binding
Source: RefSeq, a predicted model, not a curated record